Messenger RNA from Knipowitschia caucasica, 645 nucleotides. The record is from the annotation of a GenBank genome assembly. NCBI's taxonomy places the organism in Eukaryota, Metazoa, Chordata, Actinopteri, Gobiiformes, Gobiidae.
AUGGCAGAACAAAACAGCAGCGUGCGCUAUCACGAGCUGGUGAAUGAAGAGGAGGUGUCCCAGCAGGAGAGCACACAGGACGCCCCCCCACCCUACAGCAGUGUGACUGCAGCUAAUGCAGUUUCUUAUGAAUACAAGGAGGACAGUGGAAGCUUUCCUGAGCCCCCCUCCUAUAGUGUCGCCACUACGUUACCCUCCUAUGAUGAAGCAGAGAGAAGCAAAACUGAAGCCAGUGUCCCUCUAGUCACCGGGAGAGUCACAGAGGAAGACUUGAUCACUCGAGACGACUUUGAAGAUGCUGAUCAACUUCGAAUAGGAAAUGAUGGAAUAUUUAUGCUCACUUUCUUCAUGGCAUUCCUCUUCAAUUGGAUUGGUUUCUUCUUGUCUUUCUGUUUGACCACAUCAGCUGCUGGUCGAUAUGGUGCCAUCUCUGGUUUUGGCCUCUCUCUCAUCAAAUGGGUUCUUAUUGUUCGGUUCUCUACCUACUUCCCUGGCUACUUUGAUGGACAGUACUGGUUGUGGUGGGUCUUUCUAGGCCUGGGCUUCAUGCUGUUCGUCAGGGGUUUCAUCAACUACUCCCGAAGUACUCUUCAUUUAUUAACGUGGUUUUCAGAGUUUGUGAGCUUUGACCAAGCAACCAAGUAA